CGGGAGGUUUGAAGUUGGACGGCGGAGCGCAGGGACGCAGUGUGGUCGCGGAGCCCGUCCGGUCCUGUCAAACGACGUCCGCUCCGGGGUUUGCGAGCGGCGGAGUUGAUUGACAGGGGCGCCCGCGAGGCGUCCCCACCCGCGCCAGCGUCCCGAGCAGCCAUUCCGCGCGCGAACGACAGGGCGGCGCUCGGGAGCGCGGGGAACCGAGGCGCGGCGGUUCUGAGCGGUUAUUCCGCGGCCCCCGCGGGCCUGAGCGGACGACGCCCUCCCGACCCGCUCCCAGGUGGGCCCCGGUGCGGCGCCGAGAGCGUCGGCGUCUCCUCUGGGCACCGAGGGGUGCGGCUCGGACCGACGGGCCGUCCGCCCUCCCAGCGGACGAGAGGACAGAGCGAAGGCCUCGCGGAGCAGGACCCGGACCCGCGGGAACACGGGAGACGCCGGGCCCCCGUCCCGGGGCCCCCGCCUUCACCCCGGCCGCGGAGAAAACCGGGAGAGCGGCCGUCCGCGGGGCCGGGGAGCGGCUCCCGCCUGCGCACGCGCGGGGCUGCGGGUCCGGCUCGGCGCGGUUGGAGGUGCGGCUUCCUGCGGUCCUCAUGGCGGCCCCCGGGGCCCCGCGGGGCUUGGUCCUGAAAGAUGUAGUGGCUUAUGUGGAAGUGUGGUCAGCCAAUGGAACAGAAAAUUAUUCAAAGACAUUUACAAACCAACUUGUGGAGAUGGGGGCAAAGGUCUCAAAAACUUUUAACAAGCAAGUAACUCACGUUGUGUUCAAAGACGGAUACCCACGCACCUGGGACAAAGCCCGGGAGCGAGGCGUCAAGCUCGUCUCUGUGCUCUGGGUCGAAAAGUGCAGGACGGCCGGGGCGCACGUCGAUGAGGCCCUGUUUCCUGCGGCGAACACCCACGAACACCUGCCCUGCCUCAUUAAAAAAAAACAUAGGUGUAUGCAGCCCAAGGAUUUUACUCCUAAAACACCAGAGAAUGAUAAGAGACUUCAAAAGAAAUUUGAGAAAAUGGCUAAUGAGCUACAAAAGCAAAAAACAACAUUAGAUAACGACGUCCCUGUCCUCUUGUUUGAGUCCAAUGGUGCCUUGAUGUACAGCCCCACAGCGACCGCGUACAGAGGUCGUCACCGCGCCAUGGAGCAGAGGCUGCAGGAGAUGAAGGAGAAGCGGGCAAACCUCUCCCCGACCGCUUCCCAGAUGAUGGAAAAGCCUUUCGAUAACCCAGCUCACGCCUCCUGUGAAGCUUCUUUGAAUAUCUCACAUGACACUUUGUGUUCAGAGGACUCCUGGGCUGGCGGCCUGCAGUCAUCUUUUGACGAUCCUUGUGGAGACUCGGGGCGUGGGGAUCAGGAGAGGAAAUUGGGAGGACCCGCUGACGACACUAGCAGCCCCCUGUGUGCUUCCUCACCGGCACUGGAAACGAGCAGCGUUCGCUCACCCGCGUCUCCCAGGUACCUCGGCCGGCUAGCACCUCAGAUGCCUGAGCACCAUCGUGCGGAGGAGGACGUGGGUUGGCAGACGGACCCUGCAGGCGUGGCGGCCACCCCUGACCAGCAGCCUUCGGUAACUAAAGGCCACCAUCUGGGACCCGCAGCCAGGAGCUCCUCCGCGAAGAGAAAGCGCCCGUUGGAGCAGGCCCACGCGCCCCCAGAGGGGAGGCCGAAGAAGCCCAAGUGCGGCCGGAAGUCUGCUGUGCGGCUGUUCCCCUCCCCCAGGGCCCAGGCCCCCGCCAGCCCGGCCUCGGGGACUCCUCCUGGGGGCGCGUCCUCCUAUGAGGAUUACUUCUCACCAGACAACCUCCGGGAGCGGAGCCUGGGGACUCUCCCUCCAGGGCUGCAGUCCCCUCCGGGCCCCGCCCACCCCCCCUGCAGAGCCGGGCUCUCCAGGUGGGAGCGAGCCAGCAUCCUGGGCAUGUCCGACUUCUCCUGCCUGGGCAAGGACCCCAGCUUGGUCCCCGCUGCCAGUGCCACUGCCCAGGCCAGCCCGGGGCUUCAUGCACCUGCAAGUGGGGGGUCCCACGCACCUGUCCCGCGGAACGUGCCUGCUGCCGAGGCCGCUCCGGGGCGCGGCCCCCCUGAGGAUGCUCAGAGAGGAGACGGGGGCCCUGAGGGACACCAUGGGGCCGGCACCCCCGGCGGCAAGGAGAGCGGGGACCCGUCGGACGUGAGGCGCCCGCGGGAAGAGGACGCCACCUCUGGACGGUUGUGUUCCCCAGCAGGUGUCAGGCCUGGACCGGCGAGGCAGGAUGUCCCGGAAGGCGCCCAGGAAGGCUGCGAGGACCUCACCAGACCCGCGGCCGCGAAGAAGAGAGCGAGAGGCCCCAAGCCAGUGCGAACAUUGGUCAUGACCAGCAUGCCCGCUGACAAGCAGAGCAUCGUCACCCGGGUGGUGGCCAAACUGAGAGGCUUCUCGUUGGCCCGAGAAGUGUGUGAGAGCACCACCCACGUGCUGGCCGGGCAGGCGCUGCGCACCCUCAAUGUGCUGCUGGGCCUGGCCCGCGGCUGCUGGAUCCUCUCCUACGAGUGGGUCCUGUGGUCUUUGGAGCUGGGUCACUGGAUCUCUGAGGAGCCCUUCGAGCUCUCCGACUCCUUUCCUGCCGCUCCGCUCUGCCGCCAGGAGCGCCACCUGUCCGCGGGGCAGUACCAGGGGACGCUGUUCGCCGAUCAGCCCACGAUGUUCAUCUCACCAGCCAGCGACCCCCCCAGAGCCAAGCUGUGGGAGCUGGUCCUCCUGUGUGGGGGUCGGGUCACCGGGGUCCCUCGCCAGGCCAGCCUCUUCAUCGGGCCCUGCCAGGGGCGGAGGAAGGAGACCGUCACCUACCUGUCGGAGAAGUGGAUCCUCGACUCGGUGACCCAGCACACGGUCUGCGCCUGCGAGGACUACCUGCUGCGGCAGUGACGCCGCCCGCACCUGAGGCGGCUCCGUGGUCGCUCCCCGAGACGGAGGUCGUGGGAGGAGCCCCCAGAGGGCCGUCCCGCCGCCGCCCCACGCCCUCCCGUGGCCCCGCGUCCUGGAGGCGGGCUGCCGGGGCACCUGUGUCUGGCAGUGGCCGUGAUCAGAGCUCCAGACCCUGGUCUCUCGCCUGGUAAAUAAAGAGUGCGAUCGGUUCAUG
Myotis daubentonii (Daubenton's bat) is the source of this 3117-nucleotide messenger RNA. It is a transcript of the gene MCPH1, whose product is annotated as microcephalin 1. Lineage: Eukaryota; Metazoa; Chordata; Mammalia; Chiroptera; Vespertilionidae. The record is from RefSeq and is a predicted model, not a curated record. Gene Ontology annotation, biological process: mitotic cell cycle; cerebral cortex development.